Molecule: messenger RNA, 2411 nt
Organism: Toxotes jaculatrix (banded archerfish)
Lineage: Eukaryota; Metazoa; Chordata; Actinopteri; Toxotidae
Gene: lrmda
Product: leucine rich melanocyte differentiation associated
Exons: 7
Coding region: 227-928 (233 amino acids)
Biological process (GO): melanocyte differentiation
Molecular function (GO): protein binding
Source: RefSeq, a predicted model, not a curated record
CAGCUGAUUGAAACGGCACGCGGAAACAGUAAAGUCAAUUGGAAAGCGCCCGCAGAUCCCCAAGGUAGCCGGGCUAAGGUUACUUCCACUAACAUCACCAUUUAAUGUUCACAGCAGCGGCUUUCUUGCUUGAGCGGGACGCUGGGUAUCAACUCAGAUAGCUUAUCUGAGAAAGAAAGCACACACUCACACACAGUCACAGGGCUGUCAUCCUCAGGAGAAAGUUAUGGCACACAACGAGUCGUUGGUCGCUUUGAAUGGGACUCAGGUUUCCUACAUUGGACAUGACUGUGAGUACAUUCCAGACUUCCUUGGAGACACAUAUGGCCAGUUUGCAAGAAGGCUGGAUCUGAGCUUCAAUCAGCUCAGGUCACUGGCAGGCCUCAAAAUGUUCACUGAGCUGGAAGAGCUGGUCGUCGACAACAAUCUGCUUGGAAAUGACCUCCAGUUGCCCAGGUUACCCAACCUCCACACCCUGACACUCAAUAAGAACCAACUGACUGAUAUCGAGGCCCUGCUGGAACACUUGGCUGAUGUGACCCCGUCACUGGACUACCUAAGCCUGCUGGGAAAUGAAGCAUGCCCCAACCAGCUGGUCAGCCCGGAUAAAGAUGAGGACGACUACCAGAGAUACAGGUACUUCGUUCUGCACAAGUUGCCCCGGUUGAAGUUCCUGGACACCAGGAAAGUAACCAAAAGAGAAGUGAUGGAGGCACAGGCAAGAGGAGCCUUCAUGAAAGUGGUCAAACCCAAAUCAGAAGCUACACAUAAUGAGGCUGGAUCUGAGGGUCACCCACUGCCCUACACUCCUCUACCCCGAGGGUCCAGAGAUGCCAAGAACCACAAGGGGGUAUUCGCCAAAUGCCGCUAUGUCUACUAUGGCAAGCACUCAGAAGGCAACAGAUUCAUUCGAAACGACCAACUCUGAUGGACAGCCGGUCAGACAUAAAGAGGGACAUGAAUGACGAUGAGUGUUAACAGAAGCAAAGAUGAUCAAACCAAUCUCUUAUUUAUUAAAAAAGCACUGGUGACUUUUGAGUCACCUAAUCUCCCACUGGAAAAAGAUUUAAACUUUAUCAAAAGCUGUUGUUGUGGUUAUGUAAGGUGAAUCUUUUUUUUUUUUUUUUUAAAGAUCAUAUUCCAGCCCCAUAGUUAUGGCCUCUUCUGGUGAGCUCAGUCUGCUUCUGCCUCCCUGCUUCCAGCUCGGAGUCAGAGUCAGAGAUGACACUCCCACUGACAUGAUUGCCUCUAAGCAUCAGCAACCGCUGCAGACACACAUGCACACACAAAAGGACAGUCUCUCUCUCUCUCUCUCUCUCUCUCUCUUGUUCUCUUGCACUCAGUCAGUGACAAACAGACCCAGCCAAUUGCAUCCUCUUCUUUGACAGCCAUGAUGGAUCACCCGUCCACUACCGCCACUAAUCAAGGGUGAAAGGGGUGACGGUCACACACCUGGGGCCUGAUGUGCACUCAUAUCUCUCUCUCUCUCUCUCUCUCUCUCUCUCUCUCUCUCUCUCUCUCUCUCACACACAGACACAGACACAGACACACACACACACACACACACACACACAUAUAACUGCUGUUAAGACAUUCCAAAGAUUGGUUUAAACACUCCUUUUCAGUCAAAACUUGAGGCAUGAUCAGUCUUGUUUAGUUUGUGGCAGAGUACUUUGCCCUCUUUUAUUUGAAUGAAUUUGACUGAAUUGCUUUUAUUUUAGUGGAGAAAGAGAACCUGCUCUUAAAAGUCAGACAUAUAUCUGAUAUUUGAGCCAUGAUUUGGUCAGUUUCUGUUAAAAGUAUAUAUUAGCAUGUGUGGUUGUCUAUAAGAGAUGUAUCAAACAGAGCUUUUAAAGUCAAAAACAUUCCAGUAUCAGGUUUUAAUGCAGAACAGAGUUGUAACCAAGUGCUCAUUCCAGGUAUAGCUUUAUGUAUUGUGGUGCCAUUUACUUAUGUUAUUGUGCCUGUCCCGCUGCUUGGCUUCAACCAAUUCACUACUUAAUACUGAAAUCUUCCCUUCAUUAUUUGCAUUGCAUUGUGAUGACCUGUUAACAAACUAUAAUGCAUAAUCUUCAAAAAAUUGCAUUUAAUGUAAAAUUGACCAUACGCUUGCCUUAAAUGUGUUAAAAUGCAUUUUGUCUGUUUACAUUUUGUAAUACUUUUGCAAUCAUUGUGGUUUCCCAGUGAACUUGUAAUGUGUUAAUGAUGAUUUGUAAUACCUUAUCACAACAGCCUAAGGUAAAGUGCUGCCAUUUUUUUUUACAUCUUAACAUUUUUUUUUUUUAAAUAUCAGUACUCUGGGCAAUUUUCCAAUCUGAAAUUCAGAAAAGAAUGAAUGAUGUAAUGUAGCUGAUGUUAAAUUGCAUUUGCUGGAUGUCUUCAAGUGAUUAAAAGGGUCCUGUCAGAUUGAU